CGGCCACUUAUGACGACAGCCGAGUGCCGGCCCAAGCUUCUGUGUGUCCAGACUCCAGACCGACGGCGCCGAUGACCAGGGCAUCGCCGUCCACGCAGCAGCCCUCCGCGCGGCGGCCGACCGUCGUGCUGCUGCUGUGGCUGGCCCUCGCCUUCUGCCUCGCCGUCCUUUUCAUCCAGUCCUCGUUCACCUCCCCGAGUGCGCCCCGCGCCCGAACCCUAGAUUCUCCGGACCAGCCCUCUGCUGAGGCGAGCAGGCUGGAUCUCGACUCCGACCAGGUCCGCGAGCUCUCGGGGUUCCAGUCCCGCGUCCAGCAAUGCGUGGCAAGCAGGGGACUUGGCCUCACAGCAGAUAUUGUUGAUCAUUGCAAGCUAGUCCUUAAGUUUCCUGAAGGAACCAACAGCACUUGGUAUAAUGCUCAGUUCAAGUUUUUUGAGAAACUAAAAUACGAAUAUGAUGUCUGUGAGACUAUCCUUUUGUGGGAACAGUACCGCAACAUGACGACUGUCUUGACAAGGGAGUAUUUAGAUGUGCGACCUGAUGGAUGGCUGGAUUAUGCACCUAAAAGAAUAGCACAGCUCAGUGGUGCCAAGAAAUGCUACAAUCGUACUCUGUGUGAAGAGCUUCUUAGCAUUUUGCUGCCUGCUAAACCCCCUUUCCAUCCACGCCAGUUUGCGACAUGCGCAGUUGUUGGCAACUCAGGAGAUCUCUUAAAAACAGAGUUUGGACAAGAGAUUGACGCUCAUGAUGCUGUCUUCCGAGACAAUGAGGCACCUGUCAAUAAGAAAUAUGCAAAAUAUGUUGGGCUGAAAAGGGACUUCCGCUUGGUUGUCAGGGGUGCUGCUCGAAAUAUGGCACCAAUACUGAAGGGUUCAUCUGAUGAGGCGCUUAUUAUAAAAAGUCUGACACAUAAAGAAAUAAAUGCAGUGAUAAAGGAACUUCCGAAUCCCGUUUACCUUUUUCAAGGCAUAGUCCUAAGAAGAGGUGCUAAAGGAACUGGUAUGAAGUCCGUAGAAUUGGCCCUUUCCAUGUGUGAUAUUGUUGACAUUUAUGGUUUUACGGUUGAUCCUGGCUACACAGAAUGGACGAGAUACUUCUCAGCCCCUAGGAAAGGACACAACCCAUUGCAAGGCCGAGCUUAUUACCAACUUCUGGAGUGCCUCGGAAUAAUUCGGAUUCAUUCCCCAAUGAGAGCACAACGGGUGGAAGAUUGGUCGGAUGUGCCAAGCAGAGAUGAGAUCAGAAGAGCGCAUGCUGCAGCUUUUCGUUUGAAAAGGCGUGAAACGGGUCAAGCAGAUGAACCGGGGCCAUUUAGCAAUUGCAAGGUAUGGGGAACAGUUGACCCAGACUAUGGGCCGGUAUCAGGAACUUCAGAUAUGAGCGAAACACGGAGGAAUUCAAACUACAGCAAGUGGGAGUUGCUCCCACUCGAGAGCCUGAGAAGCGAGGCUCAGGAACACCACGCCCAAAUGGGUGGCGUAUCUCUAUACAAGAUGGACGGAAACAAGUUAGAUGACCUUGUUUGUGUGAGGCACAACCGUUCAUCUGGCUAAGACAGUGACGCCAGAUUUUCCUCGAGAUAGCAGCAUGUUGACCCUAGGUAGGAUCAGUUUGACGAGGUUUGUUGCUUAGCCAGUUCUAGGACACUAGCUUAACCACCCAGGGAUUCUAUGGGACAUACAUAACAUCUGUGUGCUGAGGCAUGCUGUAUCCUAUGUUCACGCUGACAUGCUUGUGAUGCAUUUUUUGGUAUCUACUCCCACCGGUAGUAAAUCGGCGACACUUAUUUUGGGACGGAGGGAGUAGAUAAUACUGUAAUGAUCUGCUAUAUGACAAGCGUAUAAUCUGGUACAAAUGAAGUUUCCUGGGUGCUGCUUUCGCUUUCUGUGAGCAGUUUA
Messenger RNA from Triticum dicoccoides, 1898 nucleotides. Its product is annotated as sialyltransferase-like protein 5. The record is from RefSeq and is a predicted model, not a curated record. Gene Ontology annotation, biological process: pollen tube growth; pollen germination. Gene Ontology annotation, molecular function: sialyltransferase activity. Bases 72 to 1553 code for a protein of 493 amino acids. The transcript has 10 exons. NCBI's taxonomy places the organism in Eukaryota, Viridiplantae, Streptophyta, Magnoliopsida, Poales, Poaceae.